ACCACAAGACACUUGCAAACCCUUGGACAUUAGGCCAAAGAAGAUGUUUGAGGAUUUGGGUUCGUGUCAGCACAUUCGACAGGUGUUGAACUCCAAAGCUCGAGAAAAUGUCUUGAUUACCUACAAGCAAGCAAUCAAAAUUGCUUUGCUCGUGAAUAAGUCCAAUAAUUUUAGGCUUCUCAAAGACAACUCGUCUUUUUCCGCCGACAAGCUAAUUGAGCUCAAGCUCAACGCAUUGAAGUGUUCCAACUGCAAGCUCUGCAACUUCAACAACAAUCUUAUCUGCCUACAGUGUCCCAACAUUGGCUGUCAAAUUAACAACCAUGGAUACAAUCACUACAAGUUGAACCAACAUGUAUUUGCUAUUGACAGUGAAAACGGAUUGAUUUAUUGCUUCAAGUGUAACACCUAUAUCAAUGAUAAGGCCUUGAACGACAUACGAAACGAGGUGCGGCCCGAGUCGAGUUUGGAGUUACCGGAAUCUGAUGAUACAAGCGACCACUACGAUACUCCUGAAGAGACUUCGAUCCGGGGCCUCAAGGGGUUUGUGAACUUCGGAUCGACGUGCUUCAUAAGCUCAAUAUUGCAGACGCUCAUCCACAAUCCCAUGUUGAAGCGGGAGUUCUUCAACAGUGACGAGCACUACUUCAAUUGUGAUGUGAGCGAGUGCAUCACUUGCUCAAUCGACAAAAUCUUCACCGAGUUUUUUACCAGUAGCAAUAACGACUCGUUCGGGAUGACGAACUUGUUGAUAAAUUCGUGGUAUAAGAACAAAUCGUUGACAGGCUACGAGGAACAAGAUGCCCAUGAGUUUUGGCAGUAUCUUCUCAACGAGUUUCACAAAGACCACAUGAGAUUAAAGAGUGAUAUGGGGGAGAAUGAUGUGUUUGGCCAUACGUAUGAGGACUGUGACUGUAUCACCCAUAAGCACUUUGCUGGAGAGUUGGAGAGUUUGAUCAUGUGCUCAGAUUGCGACAAUACCACCAGGACUAUUGACCCGAUUAUGGACUUGUCAUUGGAACUCACGAAUUUGCCAGACCACUCGACCGUGUACGACUGUCUAAACUUGUUUACCAAGGAAGAAACGUUGGAAAACUACAAGUGUCAGUUCUGUAAUAAGAACUCGAAACCGAAGAAGUCGUUGAAGAUCAAUAAGAUGUCAUCGGUGUUAUCGAUCCAACUCAAGAGAUUCAAGCAUAAUGUAAACUCCUUCAUCAAAAAUGAUAUCCCCAUCAGAAACCCAUUGUACCUCAACCUCUCGGACUACUUAUCACAAGAUAGUAAUGAAGGGAGUACCAACCAGUUCUACGAACUAUUUGCCUUGGUGGUCCAUAUCGGAUCUGUCAACACAGGUCACUAUGUGGUGCUUAUAAAGACGGAGAACAACCAGUGGCUUAAAUUUGACGACAGUAUCAUCACAUUGGUUCCUCAACAGGAAAUUGAGUCUAUCAAUGCCUAUUUGUUGUUUUAUAUGGUUCACAACAUUUAGGUUUGCAUCAGGGAAUAUUGAUUCAUAUUCCAUACAUAGGAGGCAUACUGGACUGUGCCUAUUAGCACAUGAGGAAGACUUCUUAUCUGCACAUUAAAGGAAGCAUGAUUAUUCAUAUUGAGAUAUAUAUCCUAUUAAGAUGAAAAUUGGACAAUCUCAAUUAGCACAGAACAGGAAGCGUAAAUUAUUCAGCACAUACAUGGAGGCAUGAAUUAUCCAUAUUAAUGCACAUAUUUAAGUACAUGAGUUUCACACUCAUCUAGGCCUUGAAAGGGCAGGGAAAAUAUAUUUAGUGUCAUGUGCCGUUUAGUUGAUGCAGUCGUAACCAAGCCUCGAUUCUAAAUUUAACAUUGCACUUGUCUUCAACAACCCUGACUUCCCUUCAAGAUACACAUCGGUUUACAAACACAUCCUUUUAGUACUACAGGUACCCGUAGUCCCACCUAUAUCUACUCCUACCCAGUUCUACCUCUCUAAACCUCAACCAAUUGCUCUCUCAACUAUUUUGACAGCCAUAAAUACGAGCGCCGCGCCCGUAAACUGGCGGACUUUUGGAAGCCCAAAAAUUCCGUUCGACAACUACAACUAUGCUUAGCAGGAACAUAACACGUCUAUUGGCUUUAGCAGUUGGUGCUACUACUGCCUUAGGAUUGGGACUUGGCCUAGGACUCGGCUUGGGACUUAAGAAAAAGUCUGACUCCCACAAUGCCAGUACCACUUCCAGAACCACCUAUUGGAAGCCAGAAUCAGGUACAACAUGGGAUUAUGUCCUCCAAAACCCUCCAAAGCUCUCGUCUACAAACGAGAGCAUCGAGGUAUACGAUAUCGACUUAUUUGACAGCUCGGUGAAGCUCAUCAAAGACCUUCAAGAUGAUGGUCACAAGGUGGUAUGUUAUUUUUCAGCCGGAAGCUACGAAAACUGGAGACCAGACGCUGACAAUUUCACGGCUGCCGACCUUGGAAACGAUUUAGAUGGCUGGAAGGGUGAAAGAUGGCUCAACAUUUCGUCACCAAGCACCAGGAGCAUCAUGAUAAGCCGUCUUGAGAUGGCCUUGGAGAAAGGUUGCGAUGGGGUGGACCCAGACAAUUUAGAUGGAUAUGACAAUGACAACGGCUUGAAUUUGACUCACACAGACUCCAUAAACUAUAUCAAGUACCUUGCAGAUGAGGCUCACCUGAUGAACAUGUCGAUAGGGUUGAAGAACUGUGGUGCUAUAAUCGAUUCUGUGAUUGACAGUGUUGAGUGGGUGGUGGACGAGCAGUGUGUGGAGUACGACGAGUGUGACCUCUACCGGCCCUUUAUAGACCAGAACAAGCCAGUGUUUCACGUGGAGUACCCUAAGGGUGAUACCGUUGACAAUGACAACAGUGUAAAUGGAAGUACUUAUAGGGAGAUCUGUGGGUUUAAGGCCGCGCAGGGGUUUUCUAGUAUCAUUAAAAACAUGGACUUGGACUACUGGAUAGAAAGUUGUUAGAUAUGACCAAAUAUGACCAGAUCUGUAAAAAUGUAUACAUGCGCAGAUA
Molecule: messenger RNA, 3013 nt
Organism: Yamadazyma tenuis ATCC 10573
Lineage: Eukaryota; Fungi; Ascomycota; Pichiomycetes; Serinales; Debaryomycetaceae
Source: RefSeq, a predicted model, not a curated record